This is a messenger RNA of Alternaria atra, 2010 nucleotides long. RefSeq lists its product as uncharacterized. The record is from RefSeq and is a predicted model, not a curated record. Lineage: Eukaryota; Fungi; Ascomycota; Dothideomycetes; Pleosporales; Pleosporaceae. Gene Ontology annotation, cellular component: catalytic step 2 spliceosome. The coding region runs from base 1 to 2010 and encodes 669 amino acids. Gene Ontology annotation, biological process: mRNA splicing, via spliceosome. The transcript is spliced from 2 exons. Gene Ontology annotation, molecular function: protein binding; RNA binding.
AUGGAAGUCGCAUCUGCCGUUCGACUGCCUUCACCGGAACCCGAGCUCGACGACGUUAAGGAAGUUCCGCGCAAACGCGACCGCUCGCCAUACGAUGGACCGAGUGCUGGGCCAUCGAAAAGAAGUAGGAGGGAUGACGACGAGGAUGACCGUCGCAAUGGAGGUAUCGGCCGUCGCCCAGCGCCCAAACCUACUGCCGACGACCUUCCGGAUGACGACUCGCGACUGAAGCUUUUCCAGAAUGCCUUCAGCGCGAAUCGCAAGCUGCCGGUUGACGAUUCCAAGACACGUGCUGGAGGCGCGUAUAUCCCUCCUGCGCGACUGCGCGAGAUGCAGAAGUCGAUUACGGAUAAGAAGAGUCCCGAGUUUCAGCGCAUGGCUUGGGAGGCGCUCAAGAAGUCGAUCCAGGGUUUGAUCAACAAGACGAAUACAGCCAACAUCAAGAUGAUAGUGCCAGAGCUGUUCUCGGAGAACCUGGUGCGCGGGCGCGGUCUGUUCUGCAGAGCUAUCAUGAAGGCGCAAGCAGCUAGUCUUCCCUUCACGCCCAUCUACGCAGCUAUGGUCGCCAUUGUCAACACAAAACUGCCUCAGGUUGGCGAUCUACUGGUCCGACGUCUGAUUGUGCAGUUCAGGAAGGGCUUCAGGAGGAAUGACAAGAACGUGGCGCUAUCGAGUACCAUGUUCCUCUCGCAUCUCGUCAACACGCAGGUGGUCCACGAGAUCCUGAUCGCCGAGAUUCUGCUUCUCCUGCUCAACAAGCCCUCGGACGACUCUGUUGAGAUCGCAGUCGGCAUCAUGAAAGAAGUCGGCGCUUUCCUCGACGAGAUGAAACCAGCCAUCGCCAACGCCAUUUUCGACCAGAUGCGCAACAUCCUCCACGAAGCCGACAUCGACAAGCGAACACAGUACAUGAUUGAGGUCCUUUUCGAAGUUCGUCGCACAAAGUACAAGGACAACCCGGUCAUAAGGGAAGAUCUGGAUCUGGUAGAGGAGGAGGACCAGAUCACUCACAACCACACACUUGAGGGCGACUUGAAGGUCGAGGAUGGUCUUAACAUCUUCAAGGUUGAUCCCGAUUAUGAAGCGCAUGAGGAAGAGUACGCAAAGAUCAAGGCGGAGAUUCUAGGCGAAGAGGAGGGCAGCGAUGAUGACGGAUACACUGAUGCAUCCUCUGAGGAUGAGGAGGACGAGGAAGUAAAGGCCAUGGACGUCAAGGAUCAGACCAAUGCGGAUCUCGUCAACCUGCGCCGAACUAUCUACCUGACUAUUAAGAGCAGUGGUGGCUUUGAGGAGUGCGUGCACAAACUCAUGCGCAUUAACCUGCCGCAUGGCUUGGAAAACGAGCUCACAACGAUGAUCGUAGAGUGCGCCAGUCAGGAGCGUACAUACGAAAAGUUCUACGGCAUGAUUGGCGAGCGCUUCUGCAAGCUGAACAGAAUGUGGACCGAUCUUUUCGAAGAAGCAUUCGCGCACUACUACGAGACUAUCCAUCGUUUCGAAACGAACCGCCUUCGCAUCAUCGCACAGUUCUUCGCCCAUCUCCUAGGUUCCGACGGUAUUGGCUGGCACGUCUUCCAGGUGGUCAAGAUGACGGAAGAAGAUACCACGUCUAGUUCUCGUAUUUUCGUCAAGAUUCUAUUUGAGGAGCUCCUGGCCUCUCUCGGUCAGAAGGUGGUUGUGGAGCGCUUCAAGGACCCCAUGCUACAGGACAGCCUUACUGGUAUCUUCCCCACGGAUGCGGACGACCAAAGCAAGACGCGCUUCUCGAUCAACUUCUUCACCGCGAUUGGUAUGGGUGUGCUUACAGAGGGCAUGCGCGACUGGUUGAAGAACAGUGCGCCAAAGCCGAAACCGCUACCUGAGCCAGAGAGUGACUCGGACGACGAUCGCAGUGUCUCAUCAAGAUCAAGCUACACUUCCAGCAGCUACUCGCGAUCUCGAAGUCCGUCCCUCAUCUUCAAGAUCCAGAUCUCCGCCGCCGAAGGGCAAAUCAACACGUCGCGGACGUAG